Messenger RNA from Penicillium soppii, 3258 nucleotides. RefSeq names its product ATP-dependent RNA helicase MTR4. Gene Ontology annotation, molecular function: RNA binding; ATP binding; RNA helicase activity. Lineage: Eukaryota; Fungi; Ascomycota; Eurotiomycetes; Eurotiales; Aspergillaceae. Gene Ontology annotation, cellular component: nucleus. The record is from RefSeq and is a predicted model, not a curated record. The transcript is spliced from 3 exons. Gene Ontology annotation, biological process: maturation of 5.8S rRNA; RNA catabolic process. The coding region runs from base 1 to 3258 and encodes 1085 amino acids.
AUGGAUGAGCUCUUCGAUGUUUUUGAGGACAAUCCUCAGGCGGUCAAACCGUCCGAGGCGGUCCCUAAGCGCUCCAGAAAAGACAAGAGCAAAAAACGACAGGUGAAUGGCGACGUGAAGAAACCUGAAAACUCCCAGACUGAACAGAAGGAGGAUACUUCGAUGCCAGAUGCACCGGCUAUGAAAUCGGAACCACUUGACACCGAUGCCCCCGCGCCCACCGACCAAGCGACUACCGACCAAAAUCAACCCGAUGCGAAGCGGCCUCGUUUGGAGCAGGAACCCGAGGCAGUACUUGCCGACUCCUUCGAAACCGAACAAGAAGUGCAAAUCAAGUCCUCUGGAGGACUCACAGACUCCACAGAAGACUCCAAAGUGGUUGUAGCUCACCAAGUGCGUCAUCAAGUCGCGCUUCCUCCAAAUUAUCCAUAUGUACCUAUUUCGGAGCACAAACCGCCAGCAGAGCCGGCAAAGACAUGGCCGUUCACACUUGAUCCCUUCCAGCAGCUGGCUGUUGCUUCGAUUCAAAGAGAGGAGAGUGUGCUCGUUUCCGCCCACACCAGUGCAGGAAAGACUGUAGUGGCAGAAUACGCCAUUGCGCAAAGUUUGAAGCAAAACCAGCGAGUCAUCUAUACCAGUCCAAUCAAGGCGCUGAGUAACCAGAAGUACCGUGAAUUCGCUGCAGAGUUUGGCGAUGUCGGACUCAUGACUGGUGAUGUGACAAUUAAUCCUACUGCUACCUGUCUUGUUAUGACCACAGAGAUUCUUCGUUCCAUGUUGUACCGGGGCUCCGAGAUCAUGCGUGAAGUUCAAUGGGUUGUAUUUGACGAAAUUCACUACAUGCGAGAUGUCAACCGUGGUGUGGUGUGGGAAGAGACCAUCAUCUUGCUGCCAGACAAGGUCCGUUACGUGUUCCUUUCUGCCACUAUCCCGAACGCCAUGCAGUUUGCCCAUUGGAUCGUGAAAAUGCACCAUCAGCCGUGUCACGUCGUUUACACCAAUUACCGACCGACUCCACUACAGAACUACUUCUUCCCUGCUGGUGGAGAGGGAAUACACCUCAUUGUGGACGAGAAGGGCAAUUUCCGCGAAGACAAUUUCCAAAAGGCCAUGAGCACUAUCUCUGACAAGAAGGGAGAUGACCCUAACGACGCUUUGGCUAAACGCAAGGGCAGAGGCAACGAUAAGCAGCUGAACAAGGGCGGAAACAAGGGCCCGUCAGACAUCUUCAAGAUCGUGAGAAUGAUCAUGAUCAAGAACUACAACCCUGUCAUUGUUUUCAGUUUCAGCAAGCGAGAGUGUGAAUCGGGUGCUUUGCAGAUGGCGAAGCUAGCCUUCAACGAUGAUUCCGAGAAAGAGAUGGUGUCAAAGGUCUUCGAAAGCGCUAUUGAAAUGCUGUCCCCAGAAGACCAACAACUGCCUCAAAUUCAAAACAUGCUCCCUCUUUUGCGACGGGGUAUCGGUGUUCACCACUCAGGAUUGCUUCCCAUCUUGAAGGAAACCAUCGAGAUUCUGUUCCAAGAGGGUCUCAUCAAAGUUCUGUUCGCAACUGAAACUUUCUCCAUCGGUCUCAACAUGCCCGCGAAAACGGUAGUCUUCACCAGUGUUCGCAAGUUUGAUGGAACCAGCCAGCGCUGGGUCACCCCAUCUGAAUUCAUCCAGAUGUCCGGUCGUGCCGGUCGUCGUGGUCUUGAUGACCGGGGUAUCGUGAUCAUGAUGGUUGGCGAGGAGAUGGACCCUGCAGUCGCAAAGGAGAUUGUCCGUGGUGAGCAGGAUAAACUCAACUCUGCAUUCCAUCUCGGUUACAAUAUGAUCCUCAACUUGCUGCGUGUUGAGGGCAUCUCGCCCGAAUACAUGCUUCGACAAUGUUUCAAGCAGUUUCAGAACACAGGAAGCCUUGCGGGUUUGGAGAAGGAUCUUGAGGAAAUGGAGGAGAAACGUACCAACAUGGUCAUCUCUGAUGAAGGGACUAUCCGUGAAUAUUACGAGUUGCGGAAGCAACUGGACGCAUUUGCCGAUGAUGUCCAGCAUGUCAUUACCCAUCCGAAUUACUCUUUGGCGUUUGUUCACCCUGGGCGGCUGGUCCAUCUCAAAUACAAGGAUGCUGACUACGGAUGGGGUGUGGUGAUUAACCAAAAGCCACGUAAGCAAGCAAAGAAUGCCACCGAGAAACUAAUGCCUCACCAAUCCCACAUUGUCGACGUUUUGGUCAAACUUGCUGAAGGGUCAGCCAUCGGCACUAAAUCUUUCCAAGAUAUUCCAUCUUCCAUUCGCCCCGCCCAGGAGGGAGAAGCGUAUCGCCAUGAGGUUGUCCCAAUGGUGCUAAGCUGUAUCAGGGAGAUUUCUCACAUUCGCAUCAAAUUGCCGAAUGAUAUCACCGGUCUGGACGCUCGAAAUUCAAUCAUGAACAGUGUCGGCGAGGUGAAGAGGCGCUUCCCAGAUGGUAUUCCACUGGUUGACCCAAUUGAGAACAUGGAAAUUAAGGAUGACAGCUUCAAGAAGCUGCUUCGAAAAAUCGAGGUUCUUGAGUCCCGUCUCCUGAGCAACCCUCUCCAUAAUUCGCCCCGAUUGGCCGAAUUAUACGAGCAAUAUGUCGAGAAGGUGGAGCUUGGCGUCAAGAUAAAAGACAAGAAGAAAGAGAUCAACGAAAUCAUGACAGUACUGUUGCAGGAUGAGCUAAAGAACCGGAAGCGUGUACUGCGUCGCUUCGCAUUCAUCGAUGACAAAGAUGUUGUGCAAUUGAAAGCUCGAGUUGCUUGCGAGAUCAGCACAGGUGAUGAGUUGAUGCUUAGCGAGUUGCUGUUCAACGGUUUCUUCAACAACUUGACUCCCGAACAGGUCGCUUCUAUUAUGAGUUGUUUCGUAUUCGAGGAGAAGGUCAAGGAGGCCACCCCCGUGGCCAAAGAGGAAUUGGCGAAACCAUUGCGGGAGAUCCAAACCCAAGCCCGUAUCGUCGCCAAAGUGUCUCAGGAAUGCAAGAUGAAGGUCAACGAGGAUGAAUAUGUUCAGAGCUUCCACUGGGAGCUGAUGGAGGUUAUUUACGAGUGGACUCAGGGCAAGUCCUUUGCGGAUAUCUGCAAAAUGACUGAUGUCUACGAGGGUAGCUUGAUCCGUGUCUUCCGCCGGUUGGAAGAAUGUUUGCGGCAGAUGGCGCAAGCUGCCAAGGUCAUGGGCAGCGAGGACCUGGAGAGCAAGUUCGAGGAGGCCUUGACCAAGGUCCGUCGUGACAUUGUUGCUGCUCAGUCUCUGUACUUGUAG